Periophthalmus magnuspinnatus is the source of this 7256-nucleotide messenger RNA. RefSeq names its product chondroitin sulfate proteoglycan 4 (gene cspg4). The coding region runs from base 1 to 6924 and encodes 2307 amino acids. The transcript has 11 exons. The record is from RefSeq and is a predicted model, not a curated record. Lineage: Eukaryota; Metazoa; Chordata; Actinopteri; Gobiiformes; Gobiidae.
AUGGGAGCCUUGUCCGUGGUGGUGACCAGUGCCUUGCUAACUUUGCUGUUCUUGUGCAGUCCUGGGCAUGGAGUGUCGUACUUUGGGGACAGUUACUGCGUCCAGAAACCGUUCCAGGACAUCUCCACGUUUGAGUUGUCUCUGGUGAUGAAGACGAGCAGGAGGAGUGGUCUUCUACUUCUCGCCGCUGGGACCGACGACUACCUGUUCCUCGAGUUACAGAACGGCAAAGUGCAGGCCCGGAUGAACUUGGGUGCUGGGGAGGUCACCCUGUCUUCGUCCUCUGGGGUGCAGCUCAACAACCUCCUGGACCAUAAGAUCUUCCUCAGCCUGACCGAAGACACCCUCACCAUGACCAUAGACGACAGCUUUUCCACCUAUGUCCCUGUAUCCACCGACGGGGAGGAACUGAACAUCGACGUCGGGGUUUGGCUCGGAGGCACCGGAAACCUGGAUGCUUCCUACCUCAGCAACGCCAUCCCGCCUUUCCGUGGAUGCAUGUCCGACGUCACAUUCAAAUCACAUCAGUUUGACAUCCUCAGCAACGCAUUCAAAGAGUGCCACGAUACUAAGGAGUCCUGCAGUGGCGAGUUUGAGGCAGCGGAUGGCGAGACAACCAGUUUUAGCACACCGCAAUCAUUCAUAUCUUUCUCAACUUGGAGCAAAGCAACCGGAGGAACAAGGACGUUGGAGUUUCUAAUGAAAACGACAAUUGAAGAUGCGUUACUAGUGUUCCACCCUGGUUUAGACAGUGACUUUAUCGCGGUAGGAGUUAUGGGGGGGUUUCUAAAAGGCGUGAUUGAUGUUGGUAGCGGUAUGGAAGUAAUUGACAAUACGCUUGUCCAAGUAGAUGAUGACCAAUGGCACAGGGUUAAAAUUAUAUUGGGGGAAAACUCAUUUGAAGUUCAUGUCGAUAGCCAAAUUGCAUCCCUUCCGCUUGAUUCUUCCCAAAAACUGGAUUUGGUUGGUAAUCUUUAUCUGGGAGGAAUUCAAGAGAAAAUGAAAGAGGUAUUUCGUGACAGCGGAUCGUUGAGCCGAGCAGAGGAUGAGAUAACUGCUGAAUCAUUCAUAGGUUGCUUGGGGGAAGUCAAAGUCAACAAUAAGGACAGAAGCCUGCAGGAUGCACUGGUGACCAAAGAUAUACAUGUGAAAUGCGAAGGGGAUGACUACGAUUACUCUAGUUAUUACGAUGGAGAUGGAGCGACAACUGCCCCUCCUGUUUUUAUUGGCUAUGACGAAAUCGAGUUAUCUGAACAACACUGCUUCCCGAAUAAAGACACUCCAGAUGUUUUCAAAAACGUGACUAAACUACUCGACAUCACACCGCUACUUGUCCCGGAAGAAGGAGAUGUUUUAAUUGGUAUAAAAAACCUACUCCCAACUUUUGACCUUGGCAGCGCGGGCAUGCAAAACUCUCAAAUAACUGUUACGCUAAAAAGUGAUCCCUUCUACGGGCUGGUUGAUAUCAAUACGAAUAAUAGGCGCUUUAAAAAAUUCACCUUGCAAGAUUUGGUUGAUAAGAAGAUUAAGUACAUGCAUGAUGGCAUACAAAACAACGAAAGGCACCCUGAUCAAAUCCAAAUCGAAGUAGUCGCGCAAGGUAUUGACAACUUACCAGAGUGUCUAAAGUCACCUCAACGUUAUAUACUACCUGUUGAAGUUAUCCCUGUCAAUGAUAUUCCACAGCUUAGAGGAGGGGAAAUUGCCAUCACGGAAAAGGGAAGAACGCGAUUGAGCCCGAAUCUUAUGAAAAUCUUGGAAUCUGACACCCGUUGCGACACGUUUGUGGUAACAGUGACAUCAGAGCCUCCGUUCGAAGUCGGUUACCUCGAAAAUGACAAACAACCUGGCAACCCAAUCACAGAAUUCACUUGUAGAGACUUACAAGAUGGAAAAAUCUACUUUGUGCACAAGGGAGGAGACACUGAUGGUGAACUUACGUUAGAAGUAUCAGAUGGGCAAUUCGAAAGUCAUUCUACUACUUUCAAUCUCGUGGCUACCCCUGCACAUAUUACCAUUUUAGCUAAUGCCGUGCUGCGUUUAACCCAAGGAGAAAAUGCAUCUAUAGGAUUACAUUUAGUUAUGCUGUCCAAUCCUCGCGGUGGAGAUAUUCUAUUUAACGUUACCCAACCAUUGCUUUACGGUAAAUUAUUUAUUGUGACAGAUUAUGGCGUUUACAAGGAAGUUUCAAGCUUCUACCGGUCCGAUCUUGAAGAAGAACGACUGAAAUAUUUUAGCACAGAUUCAACCGACCAGGAAGACAUUGUUGUAGAAAGGAUACAAUUCAACGCCCAUUUGGGACAGUAUACUCUUUGGAAUAAUACUUUUAUAGUAAAAAUAGCACCAGCUAAAGUUAAAGUAUCCACUUUAGUGCCACUUGAAGUCUAUGGAGGGGAGAUGAAACUGAUCAAGCAAGCACAACUUUUCGCAGAGGUUGUAGAUCAAGAUACUAAUCCAGAAAUGUUAAAAUACAUUUUGGUUACGCCUCCAAUAAGAGGUGUGCUGCAGCUAUUGGAUACGCAAUUAGCCGAAGGAGAUAUUUUCACUCAACAGGACAUUUUAGACACUACGCUAAGCUACAAAGUGCGUGUGCAAGGAGCUGUGGACAAUACAGAUUCAUUUCAAUUCAGAGUUGUAUUUAAAGAUCAAUACUCGCCGUUGUAUACGUAUCCAAUUAACAUCAUCCCAACUGCCGAUGCUCCCGUUUUGACCAAUGAAAUGUUAACAGUGCUUCAAGGUGGGGAGGAAACCAUCAGCAAAAAUCAUCUUUGGGUGCACACGCCUGAUAUGGGAGAUUUUGUUUACCAAAUUACCCAAGGGCCAAAGCAUGGUCGGAUUAUAAGAAAUGCACCAUCAGGAAUGCCGAGAUUCGAAGGAGCAAUUCGGAUUUUCAGCAAUGAAGAUCUGGAGCUUGAUAGGUUGGUUUACAAACACGAUGGAUCGAAGACGACAAGUGACGAGUUUCAGUUUUCCGCAUUUGACCAGGAAGCGCAAGGCUCCUACGAUCAAGAAACGAUUAGGGGUGUCUUUAGGAUUACAAUUCAGACCAAAAAUGAGCACAUCCCUGUAAGAGUGGUCGAUGAAGUUUUGAAUGUGGUUCGUCAUGGGCAGCGUCUGCUAACAACAGAUGUAAUUCAAUUUAAGGACGACGAUUCUGGUUUUAACGACUCCCAAAUUGUCUACGCACGUGAAGGUAUCCUAUCUGGCAAUAUUGUUUCAUCGACUAACCCUUCGCAGCCACUUUUCCGGUUCACACAAGCCGAUUUGAGAGACAAAAAAGUGUUAUUCCUACACCAUGGAGCAGACCAAGAACGAUUUUCCCUUCAAGUGUCCGAUGGCUUCCACAAGACUACAGCAAUCCUCCAAAUCCAAGCAGGAGAUCCUUACCUACGGCUUGUCAACAAUACUAUGAUAGUUAUUGAUCACGGUGCAACCAAAACACUUAACACGACAUUACUGAGUGCGGAAACCAAUUUGGACAUUACAGACGAUAGUGAAAUCACAUUCAGGAUCACUGCAGCUCCUCAAGAAGGUAGAAUAAUUGUUAGUGGAAUUGAAGCUUCUGAAUUUACACAGGAAGACUUGAAGAAAGGCGUUGUUUCGUAUGAACAUAAUUACGAAAGUCUACAGUCCAAAGAUUCAUUUAGCUUCGUAGUCCAAGCAGAGGAGAGAGCAGAGGUGGGAACUUUCAAAAUUAAAAUCUUCAAGCAGGGAUACAGGUCAGAGCCACAGGUGGUCAAAAACGAGGUGAUUAUCUCCUAUGAAGGCGAGCACACCGUCAUCAACCAAGAUCACCUCAAGGUGGAGCAGGCUGACAUCCUCCCCUCAGACAUGGUGUUCACAGUGAAAGAGCCUCCUCGUCUGGGACACGUGGUGAAAAUGACCAACAGCUCAGACGGAUCCGAGUCCCCAAUGCUCGACUACAUCCACUCUUUCACUCAGAGCGACAUCGACCAGGGACAGAUCCUCUAUGUGUCUGCUUAUAUACAGGGAGAAGACAUCUUUACGGUGCACGUGAGUAAUGGUUUCACUGCGGUGGAGGAGCUGCAGAUCCUGGUGAAUAUCGUCCCCAGAUUCAUCCCUGUGCAUUCACUCAACAUCACGGUGAAGGAGGGCCUUAGCCGGAUCAUAGACUCCAGCGUGGUCAACAUCUCCCACCCCUUCUACGUUCUGGCCAAUCUGGACUUUGUGGUGGACGAGCCUCCUCAGCACGGAGAGCUGCGGUCACAGGUCCAAGGAGAAGAAGUCCCGUAUUUCACAUGGAACGAGCUGAAAGAGGGUAAAAUCUUCUACCUUCACGACAGCAGUGAGACGGAGGAGGACUCGUUCACCCUGUCUGCGUCAGCGUACGAGAUCGAGAGGAGGAGUCUGCCCAUCGUCAUCGCGGUCACCGUCAUCCCCGUCAACGAUGAACCGCCCAGGCUCUCGCGCAACACCGGGCUGGAGGUUCUGGCCGGAGAGGAGGCGGACAUCACGGCGGCCAUGUUACAGACCCAGGACUCAGACACUCCCGCAGAACAGCUGGUCUACAACGUGGAGGCGCCCAUGAGCGGCAGGGUGGCUCUGAAGGAGGCUCCGGAUGACGAGAUCAUGAACUUCACCCAGGCCCAGGUCAACAGCGGAGAGGUCAUCUUCAUCCACGAGGGUGAGGAGUCUGGAGGGUUUGGGUUCACAGUGACAGACGGAGAGCACACGUCUCCUCUGUACCAGUUUGUGGUCACCGCCCGACCCCUCACCAUCACCAUGGUAACGCAGGAGGAGCUCAUGGUGUUUCCUGGAACACGGCAGCCCAUCUCCAGCGCCAACCUGGGGGCGGAGACCAACGAGGACGGCAACGAGAUCAGCUACUCCCUGAUCAGACCGCCUCGACUCGGGAGGCUCAUCAUCGCCCGGGGAGACAACCGCUUUGACGAGAUCACACGAUUCUCACAGACACAGCUUGAGUCCGGAGCAGUGUUUUAUGAGCACCAGCUUCCAGAAGAACCUUUUUGGGUCACGAGGGAUUCCAUAGAGCUGAUCCUGUCCUCGCAGCCAGCCCCAGACGUCAGACACAUCCUUCCCAUCACCAUCUCCUACUACGCUGCCCAUAGCAACGUCUCCUCACAGCUGUGGAAGAACAAAGGUUUGGAUAUCGUGCAGGGUCAGCGAAAAGCCAUUGACGCAUCUGUCCUUGACGCUUCCAAUCUCCUUGCCAGUCUUCCAGAAUCUAAACGCAAUGAGGCAGAUGUGGUCUACGAAAUCAAACAAUUCCCCUCCCGUGGCCGCUUAACCCUUGGAGGACAGGACUUACCCCGGGAAUCGCCUUAUUUCGUGCAGGAAGAUAUCAACAAUGGAGCUGUGGAAUACGUUCACGACGAUUCCGGUGCUACUUCUGAUAGCUUUGCGUUCAGAGCAAGACUUAGGACUUCAAACCAAGGUACCUCUUCACCAGCUGAAUCUGUAGUUUUGGAUGAAGUCUUUAACAUACCGAUCAGACGACGCGGUUCCGAUCCUCCAGAAUUGGUAACUUCGGAUAUGCUUCUCGAAGUCCUUCAAGACUCUAUGACCAUUUUAAGUCAAAAACAUCUCAACACCCAAGAUGAAGACAGCUCGCCUGAUGAGGUACACUUUAAGGUGACGAAACCGCCCAGAAACGGAAGACUCUUGUUCUUGCCAAGAAUGGACAUUACGACAGACUUCACCCAAGAUAUGGUCAAUCGCGGUCAAAUUGGAUUCCACAGUGAUGGUAGUCUACGAGAAGGGUUUUUCGAGUUUUACGUCACAGAUGGAGAGCACCAAACCGAAUCAUUUACGCUUCAUAUUGGCGUCCUUGCUCACACUUUAGUUCUAACCAAAGCUCCCGAAAUCAAAGUUAAACAAGGCGAUGACGAAACACUCAUUACUGAAGAGAUGUUGAAAGCUACUACGGGUGGACCAAUAAAAGAAGAUGUACUUUAUAAGAUUACAGGUGUACCCAAAUACGCAGCUGUUAUGGUAGAUCGCCAACCAACUUCCGCAUUCACGCAAGAACAAAUUCGCCAAGGUAGAGUCAGCGUCCGCUUCGUCAAAUCUACAUCUCCGCGGGAUAGCGUAGCCUUUGUCGCUCGUAGCAGGGCCGCUAACACGUCCUCCACUCUUAACAUCACAGUCCAACCGCUUGCUAACAUUGCCGAAAAUCCGAUGUUACCUCAAGGCACCAAAGUGAGAGUGGAUCGUAAACUUUUGGACGCAACUCCACUGGCGAACAAAACGAGAACAUUGCCAACGUUUACAGUCAUCCAGCAACCGAAAAGUGCGAGGUUUGUUAUUUCUGAUGGUCCAAAGGCAGGGCAGACCAUAGACUCAUUUAGCCAACAGGAACUAGAUGAUGGGCGCGUUGCUAUGGAAAUCAAACCAUCGCGUUCUGGUUCGAAAUCAGGUGUGAGUAAAGACGAAGCUAGGUUUUUGCUCAAAGCUCAUGGAGUCCCACCUGCAGAAUGUGUCCUAUCUUUUCAAACUAGCCCUUAUAAUGCCACAGGUGUGUAUCCUGUGACUCUAUUAAGAUUACCGUCUGGGUACGACCUUCCUGUUGGCACCCAAGAUAUGCCACGAAUGGGUGACUGGCCCACCACCGCUCCCACUAGCAACCAUAGAAAACCAGUCGCAUCUAAACGUAGCAACAUCUGGUCCAUUCUAAUCCCAAUUCUUGUAAUUCUCCUGCUGCUCCUCCUGGCAGCGAUCUUGGCGUACUACGUGAUCCGUAAGAAUAAAACGGGCAAGCACAACGUCCAAUCAGCAUCUGCCUCCAAGCCUAAGAACGGAGAAGUAGCCGGAACAGAGACUUUCCGGAAAACUGACGCAGCCAACAACAUCCCCAUGGCGACGGUGGGGGGGAAAGAUGCCGAUCCAGAGUUGCUGCAGCAUUGUCGAACAUCGAGCCCCAGCAAGAAUCAGUACUGGGUGUAGGACUUGGUGAAUAGGUUGCGUUCACGUUGUAUUUGAUGGUGUCAUAGUUUCAGGUGGAGUACCUCUAGAAAUAUGCAAAUAGAAAUCCUCAAACGUUGAACCUUGUUUGGGAUUGACUCCAUAUUAAUCUGACAGUUAAACAGCAAAUCGCACCAUAGAAUUCUGACCUGUCCAGCUCCAGCUCAGUUUAAACUAUGGGGUUUCUAGAGUCGCUGUGAUAUCACGUGAACGCAGCCUAUUCAAGAUGAACUCUCAAGAUUUCAAAACCGUCCUCAUCCAAUUCAACUUUUCCUCUUGCCACAGCAGUUUAGAUAAAAAAAUAAAAAGACAAA